Molecule: messenger RNA, 927 nt
Organism: Linnemannia hyalina
Lineage: Eukaryota; Fungi; Mortierellomycota; Mortierellomycetes; Mortierellales; Mortierellaceae
Source: the annotation of a GenBank genome assembly
AUGAGCCUCACGGAUGUCAGCGACGUUGACGGUUGGAUUCAGCACUUGAUGCAGUGCAAGCAGCUCCCAGAGGCCGACAUCAAGAGACUCUGUGAAAAGGCUCGUGAGGUCCUUAUGGAGGAGUCCAACGUCCAGCCUGUGCGCUGCCCCGUUACUGUUUGUGGUGACAUCCACGGUCAGUUCCACGAUUUGAUGGAGCUCUUCAGGAUUGGAGGCAACUCCCCCGAUACCAACUACCUCUUCAUGGGAGACUAUGUCGAUCGUGGUUACUACUCUGUCGAGACUGUCACGCUCCUGGUCGCCCUCAAGCUCCGCUACAAGGACCGCGUCACCAUCCUGCGAGGAAACCACGAGUCGCGUCAGAUUACUCAGGUCUAUGGGUUCUAUGACGAGUGCCUCCGAAAGUACGGCAACGCUAAUGUCUGGAAGGCCUUCACCGAUCUCUUUGACUAUCUCCCCCUCACUGCCCUGAUCGAGGACCAGAUCUUCUGUCUUCACGGUGGUCUUUCGCCCUCCAUUGAUUCUCUGGAUCACAUUCGCUCGUUGGAUCGCGUUCAGGAAGUGCCACACGAAGGACCCAUGUGCGACUUGCUCUGGUCUGACCCGGAUGACCGCUGCGGAUGGGGCAUUUCCCCUCGUGGAGCUGGAUAUACCUUUGGACAGGAUGUCUCGGAGACCUUUAACCACAACAACGGAUUGACACUGAUUGCCAGAGCUCACCAGCUUGUCAUGGAGGGUUACAACUGGUGUCAGGACAGGAAUGUGGUGACAAUCUUCAGUGCCCCCAACUACUGCUACCGAUGCGGCAACCAGGCUGCGAUCAUGGAGAUUGACGAGCACUUGAAGUACACGUUCCUCCAGUUUGAUCCUGCUCCUCGCCGUGGCGAACCCCAUGUCAGUCGCCAUGUCCCCGAUUACUUUUUGUAA